Messenger RNA from Sebastes umbrosus (honeycomb rockfish), 1617 nucleotides. RefSeq names its product dehydrogenase/reductase (SDR family) member 7Ca (gene dhrs7ca). Gene Ontology annotation, cellular component: sarcoplasmic reticulum membrane. Bases 170 to 1108 code for a protein of 312 amino acids. Gene Ontology annotation, biological process: regulation of release of sequestered calcium ion into cytosol by sarcoplasmic reticulum. The transcript has 7 exons. Gene Ontology annotation, molecular function: all-trans-retinol dehydrogenase (NAD+) activity. NCBI's taxonomy places the organism in Eukaryota, Metazoa, Chordata, Actinopteri, Perciformes, Sebastidae. The record is from RefSeq and is a predicted model, not a curated record.
AGAGCUCAAAUCCCAGAGUAUUGCUCUGGCAGCGAGGCAGGCUGUCAUGUUGGAGGAGCUCUGUGCUGUGAAUGAGCUGCUGAGGCGUGCAGCUCCUCAGGAGAGGAAUAAAAACCACCCCGUGUCCAGAACACCUGCAGAGGCCUGAGAGCCAGAUAUCAUCCAGGAGAUGGACCCAGUAUGGACCACCACUGUUCUCCUGGUGCCAUUUGUAAUCGUGCUGACAGCUGGAUUUUUCUACUUCUAUGGUGUGAUUAUGGGUCUGUUGUCCAAAACAUCAGUACGCAAUAAAGUGGUGGUUAUAACCGACGCUUUAUCUGGGCUUGGAAAAGAAUGUGCAGGUGUGUUUCACAAAGGAGGAGCGAGGCUGAUCCUCUGUGGGAAGAGUUGGGAGAAACUGGAAGAACUUGCUGAUGAUUUAGCAAACGCCUCCGACCCCACUGUGACGUUUCCCUCUAAACUGGUGCUGCUGGAUUUCGGAGACUUGGACAGCAUGCCAGAUGUGAUCUCGGAGAUCCUGGAGUGUUACGGCUGCCUGGACAUCGUCAUUCUUAACAGCAGCAUGAAGGUCAAAGCACCUGCACAGAGUGUGUCUCUGGAGAUGGACAAGUUACUGAUGGACAACAACUAUUUUGGACCGACGACGCUGGCCAAAGGUUUGCUGCCCUCCAUGAUCUCCAGGAGAACCGGUCACCUGCUCCUGGUCAACAGCAUUCAGGGGAAACUGGCUGUGCCUUUUCGCACCGCAUAUGCAGCCUCCAAACAUGCUGUUCAGGCCUUCUUUGACUGCCUGAGAGCUGAAGUGGAAGAGUAUGGCAUCUCCGUCAGCACCAUCAACCACACCUUCAUCAGUCGCUCUGCUUCAUCUGAAAACACAGACGCCUCCAAAUCCAUCUGGUCAUUGUUCUACACAAAGAAACCUCUCGGCGUUUCUCCAGACGAGGCAGCGAAUGAGAUCGUGAAGACUUUAAGCAACAAGAGGAAAGAGGUGGUAAUUGCUCCCUCGCUCCCUAAGGUGGCCGUCUACACCAGAUCCUUCUUCCCUAAUGUGUUCUUCGCUGUGAUGGCGGCAGGAGUGAAGAAUGCUGCUGCCUCUGAGGACAUGUAGUGCUGCUGGUUUACAGCAUGCAGCCGUACUCUUUAAUCAUUGAGGAUAUUUAUGACAUGUUUUAUCACCAUUUCAUCCAGCCAGGCAAUCUAGAAAAAAUAUUGAUAUCUGUUGUUUGUCCUGUUGUCCCAUUAAAUCUUUUGUGAACCCCCAGACUGAAUUUAAACCAUGUGGGUCUUAAAGGUAUGACAGAAACACGGUCUUAAACUUAAACUUAUUAAUUACGUAAAAUGCAGAUUCUUUAAAAAAAAAGAAAAAUGUCUACAGAGCAUUUGGCCUGCAAAGAACAAGCUGACACUUCAUAUGUAAAGGUAUAUGUUGAUUUUCCACAGUCUCUCCAUAAGAAAGAAUCAUUUUCUAUAUAUAUUUACUUGAUAACGUUCAUAAAAUGAUCAUCAUCAGGGUGUGGAAUUUACAUUAAAAUAGUAGAUUAUAGAGAAAAUGUUGUAUCUGUUCUUGUAUGUGUGGAUUUAAAAUACAAAUAAAUGUAUUUAUGUGUAAGCCUGUUA